Molecule: messenger RNA, 882 nt
Organism: Scedosporium apiospermum
Lineage: Eukaryota; Fungi; Ascomycota; Sordariomycetes; Microascales; Microascaceae
Exons: 4
Coding region: 1-882 (293 amino acids)
Molecular function (GO): oxidoreductase activity
Source: RefSeq, a predicted model, not a curated record
AUGUCCGCCCUCACUCUCCAAUCCAAGUUUAAGCUAAACAGCGGCCACGAGAUCCCCCGCCUCGGCUACGGCCUUUGGGAAACUCCCGCCGACAAGGCGCAGGAAGUCACCAUCGACGCCCUUAACCACGGCUAUCGUCAUAUCGAUGAUGCCGCCGUCUACAGAAACGAAGCAGGAGCCGGCGCCGCCGUCCGCGCCGUAAGCGCCACAAUCCCCCGCUCCGAAAUCUUCUUCACCUCCAAAGUCCCCGGCCGCGGCCUCAACUACGCCGACGCCAAGGCCCAAGUCGACCGCACCCUCAAGGAGACGGGCCUCGACUACAUCGACCUGAUGCUCCUGCACGCUCCUUACGGCGGCUCCGAGGGCCGGAAGGGCGCCUGGAAGGCUCUCGUCGAGGCCGUCGAGGAAGGGAAGGUCAAGUCCAUCGGCGUGAGCAACUACGGCGUUCAUCACCUCGAUGAGUUGGAGAGGCAUAUUGCCGAGUUGGAGGAGGAGAGGGGCGGGAAGGGGAAGGGAGGGGUUUUGAGUGUGGGGCAGUGGGAGAUUCAUCCUUGGCUUCCGAGGAAUGACAUUACGGAGUGGGCGAAGAAGAGGAAUGUUGCAGUGGAGGCGUAUAGUCCGCUCGUGAGGGGGAAGAGGUGGGGUGAGAAGGCUGUUGUGGAGCUGGCGAAGAAGUAUGGCAAGACGGAGGCGCAGAUCUUGUUGCGGUGGAGCUUGGAUAAGGGCUAUAUCCCGCUUCCUAAGAGUGUUACUCACUCUAGGAUCUUGGAGAAUGCUGAUCUGUACGAUUUCCAGCUUACGCCUGAGGAGGUUGCUGGCUUGGAGACGACGGAGUAUUCUCCUGUUUGCUGGGAUCCUACUGUUAGCCCCAUCGAUGGCUAA